This is a messenger RNA of Oikopleura dioica, 1014 nucleotides long. The record is from the annotation of a GenBank genome assembly. Lineage: Eukaryota; Metazoa; Chordata; Appendicularia; Copelata; Oikopleuridae.
AUGGAACAUGUACCCUGGAACGGACUCACUCUCGCUGACUUGGUCAUGCCUUGGUUUUUGUUCAUGUCCGGCGUCUCGAUCCGAAUCGCGCUUCUAUCAAGGAUUAAACGAGGCGUUUCCAAGACAGAAAUCAGCUAUGAAAUUCUCGUCCGAUCUGUCAAACUCAUUGGGUUGGGAAUGAUCACCAUUGGCGGGAAUGAGUCCUGGGAGUACUUUCGAUUUCCGGGGCUCUAUUUCCCCGAACAUCUGAUCAACUGGUGCAUUCUCGGCACCUUUCUUUCCGUCACCUAUUUGCUUCCUGUCCCAAACUGUCCAACUGGGUAUACUGGUCCUGGAGGUUUGUCCGAGAAUGGCAAAUACUAUGAUUGCAUUGGCGGCGCAGCUGGGUACAUCGACAGAAAACUUCUCGGGGAAAAGCACUUAUACAACUGGCCGACUGCUUAUAACGUUUACUACCGCUUCGAUGACGAGCCGAAUGGCAUUCCUUACGAUCCCGAAGGCAUUCUUGGGACAUUGACUUCUAUUUUCAUGGUGUAUCUUGGUCUCCAGGCAGGAAAAUGCUUCGAUAUAUUCAAGGAGCCGAAAAAGAUUAUUAUUCAUCUUCUUGGACUCGCUUUUGUCUACGGAAUCGCGGGGAUGCUGCUCGCUACAAUUGGUCUUGAAUAUGACGAGAGGUAUGGAAAAAUUGCUGAAGCGAUUGUUCCGAUAAAUAAGAAUUUGUGGAGUGUUUCGUUUGUUUUCGUGCUUUCUAGCAUGGCAUUCCUGCUUUUGGCCUUCCUUUACUUCAUUAUUGAUGUUAGAGACUGGUGGGACGGAGCGCCAUGCUAUUUUGUCGGAAUGAACUCAAUCCUCAUCUAUCUGCUUCACAUCAUCGCUGGCUAUCGUAUCCCCUUCACCUGGAACCCUAAGUACCAGAGCCACAGCGAAGAAAUGCUAAUGGCAUUCAUGGGACCUUUUCUUUGGACAAUUUACGCCUACUGGUGCUAUGAUAGAAAGUUUUUCGUAUCUGUUUGA